Molecule: messenger RNA, 2363 nt
Organism: Brassicogethes aeneus
Lineage: Eukaryota; Metazoa; Arthropoda; Insecta; Coleoptera; Nitidulidae
Source: the annotation of a GenBank genome assembly
CACAAGUGAAGUUAGGCGUAAUGUCAACUAAACAGUUAUCUGCAAUGUUAGAUCAAUAAAAAUUUUAUUUAUUUAUUUUAACAACAUUUAAGUCAUAUCAUAGUGAUAUAUUUUGAAAAUUAUAAAUACGAUGUGUUAAUAACAACAAUACAAUCCGAUUUUAAAGUCAAUAAAAACUUUUGUGUGCUUUCUAUAAAAAGAUCUGAGCCUGUGCGCCAAUUAUUUUUUUUGGUUGUUUUUUAGUUUAAUAUGCCCUUUCAGUUCAAUAAUCAACCAUUAGCAUCAGGCUUUAUGGGUAGUGGGGAUCCAAACGAUUUUACAUUAUUUGCAGCAGGAAUGAACGAUUCGCCUUUGGAAUUUACGAUGGGCAGGAAUAAAACUUCCUCAGGAAGAUCUGUGGAGGAUAAGGACGAGUCUAGUCAGAGCCCAACAGAGAAAAGGGAUAGGCGAAGAUCUGAACGAAGAGAUAGAGACAGAAGGGAAACUGAAAAGUCGAGGGAUGAUUCAGAUUCCAAUAUGUCCAGUACACAGGAUGUUAUUUCUGUUAAUAAUUCUGGAAUGGGGCCCAAUAUGUGGGGAGGCAUGAUGGGUAUGAGCUACCCAAUGGUAGGAAUGAACAUGAUAAUGGAUCCCAACAUGAUGUCCAUGAACAAUUACGGGAUGAUGCCUCCGAUAAUGCCUGAUCCGAAUAUGCUAGCCCCAGAUCCCUCCAUGAUAAUGAACCCGGUUAAAGAAAUAAUCCAUUGCAAAUCGUGCACGUUAUUCCCCCCCAACCCAAAUGCGCCGCCUCCGACGACGAGGGAGAGACCCCCUGGGUGCAGGACCGUAUUUGUGGGGGGGCUACCGGAAAAUAUGACAGAGGAGAUUAUAACAGAGGUUUUCGAAAGAUGCGGGGAGAUUACCACGUUGAGGUUGAGCAAGAAGAAUUUCUGCCACAUUCGUUUUGUUUACGAAAAUUCCGUGGAUGCAGCUAUUUUUUUGUCUGGAUAUCGCGUGAGAAUUGGUUCGAAUUCUGAUACGCCUAAUACUGGUAGACUUCAUGUUGAUUAUGCACAGGCCAGAGAUGAUCAAUAUGAAUGGGAAUGCAGACAAAGACAACUGCAAAGAGAACAAAGGCACAGAGAAAGAAUGGAAGAGGAGAGGCUGAGACCGCCGUCACCGCCACCUGUUGUGCACUACACGGACCACGAAUGUUCCGCUGUUUCGGAAAAAAUCAAGCAGGACGACUCGUUCACCAAAGCAGUACAAAUCGUAAUAACAUGGUUGGAAAGGGGUGACUGCAACAAACGCAACGCGAACAAUUUCUAUUCGAUGAUACAGUCGACGAAUUCUCACGUGCGCCGUUUGCUCAACGAAAAAGCUCAAUACGAGGACGAGCUGAAAAAAGCCAAGGAAAUCAUGAAGGGACGCAUGCAAGGAAUUUUGUUGCAAUUCAGUCAAAUUGAGCGGUUGUUCACUUCUGCCUGUCACAAGAAAGUCUGGGACCAUUUCACCAAAGCUCAAAGAAAAAACAUCGAGGCUUGGAAAAAGCAGUCGUUGGAAAUAAAAAAUGUGCAAAUUGAUGAUUCCGGAAAUGAAAGAGGUGAUGAUGAAAUGGACGUUUCUGAUGAAGAUGAACCUUUAAAGAAGAAGCAUAGAAAUAAUGAAGCAAAUGAAGAAAGAAAUAAUCUGAGAGAGGAAAAUGAUAAUUUGAGGUGUCAGAUGGAAGCAUAUAAAAAUGAAGUUGAAGUCUUGAAAAGCGACUACAAAAAAGAUAUGGAAGACAAAGAGAAGCAGUUCAAAAUGAUUCAACAAACAUUACAAGGAAUGCAGCAGCAAUUGAUCGAAGCAAAGAAAAGGCAAACUGAAGAAGAAAUGAGGGUUAAAGAUCUUCAGUCGCAACUCAAGCAAAAAGAAAAACCCAAACCAAUUGUUGACAAAGAAAUUAUAACGCUGGACGAUAGCGAAAACGAGCAAAAUGACACCCAAAGCGUAACUGAAAGUACCACAGAGUCGGUGGCGCCCUCUCUGAACGAUAACGAUGCCAAGUUGGUAGGAAUUAUUUCCGCCUUUCUGAAUGUGCAUCCUUUCGGCGCGGGAUUGGAUUAUAUUUGGUCCUACGUUAGCAAAAUCGAGUCGAAUUUGAGACCCCAAGAAAUCGAAUCUGUAAUGAGCAGAUUCCCUACGGUUUUUAAGCAGGAAUUAGUCGGGAUUGGUGCAAAUAUCGAGCGAAGAUGGAUGUUUAUAGCCUUUACUUCGAAUAGAAGUACCUAGUUAGAUUUUGUGACUCCAUUUAGAAGUUUAUUUAUUGUGAUUUAAAUAAUUAGAGAUAAAAUUAUAAAGCAAUUAAAAUACUUUUAUUUAAAACAUACUUAUAAAUCAAC